Molecule: messenger RNA, 880 nt
Organism: Coccidioides posadasii C735 delta SOWgp
Lineage: Eukaryota; Fungi; Ascomycota; Eurotiomycetes; Onygenales; Onygenaceae
Cellular component (GO): endomembrane system; endoplasmic reticulum; membrane
Source: RefSeq, a predicted model, not a curated record
GUGGUGGGAAGAUAUUCACCGCGACCCUUUCUUGCAUUGUCUACUUGAGACAGUUUUACGAGCUACAUCAGAAUGGCGUCAGAUGCCAAUGCUUCCCCGGUCCCUGAGGUGGCAUCUAUUGCUUCCCCAAUAAAUCUAGUCCUUCUCUCCCUUUUUGUCGUCGUGGUGUAUAUGCAGUUCCGGCCCAAGGCCCCAGUUACCCUACCAAAAGACCAGGCUCCGGUUGUAUUCCGCACGUUCAAACCAACAACCCUGAUAGAGUUUAAUGGACAAGACAACAAACCUGUAUACCUUGCGGUUCGCGGAAAGGUUUUUGAUGUGAGCCCGGGGAGGAAUUUUUACGGCCCGGGCGGACCGUAUGAGAACUUUGCCGGCCGUGACGCUACUCGAGGAUUGGCUUGCCAGAGCUUUGACGAGGAGAUGCUCACAAAGGACCUUAAGGGUCCUUUAGAUGAUCUACAAGGCUUGGACGAAGAGCAACUAGACAACCUCAGGGGGUGGGAGGAAAGGUUUCUGGAGAAAUACCUGGUCGUUGGAAAGCUGGUCGCGGAGGGCGACCCGGAAGCUCCUAAAUAAGAGGCGGUAUGGUAGAUAACAUGACCAGCAAUGGCCGUGACUACAAAUUUCUUUGAACGCCAUUGACUCCUGCUGAUUUGACUUUCUCCGGCUGCUCCUUCUAUUUGUUUCCUGACCUGUUAACAAAAGAGAGGAGAAGUUACCACCCGGCCGCCAGGAAAUAGCCGUGGUGAAUACCUGGUUGGCUGAAAGUCCUGAAAAAUUGUAACUUUGGUAUGGUUGUAUAUCUGAGAUAUUACAAGAUCCCCUGGCCACUUCCCUUCCAUGAUAUGGAGGAUAAUUAUGGAUGAUAGUUAUUUAUUCC